Molecule: messenger RNA, 9090 nt
Organism: Stegastes partitus (bicolor damselfish)
Lineage: Eukaryota; Metazoa; Chordata; Actinopteri; Pomacentridae
Gene: eys
Product: eyes shut homolog
Exons: 49
Coding region: 1-9090 (3029 amino acids)
Molecular function (GO): calcium ion binding
Source: RefSeq, a predicted model, not a curated record
AUGGAGGCAUCAUUGUUUCACUUGAUUGCUGUUUUUGUGGCUGUCCACAUGAUCGACUGCCAAACAGUCUGCAACAGACAGGCUUCACUUGAAUGGCACCUUAAGAAACACUCGAUCCAAAUGAAUUGGAGCCUCGUAGGAAACAUCUGCGGGAGCGUUUCCGAGUGUUGGAAUUCUCAGGGGGGAGACGAGUCGACUGAGCGGCCUUUCAACUUCCCGCAGAUAUGCCCAGUUCAGCUGCAACAUGGAGACAAACUGCUGAUGUCCGCUGAUGAAACGCUCAAAUCCUAUGGCAUCAAACUCCUAAAUGUGUCCAAAGAUGACUUUGAAAGCUGCUCCACGAACGGACAGCUGGAAGAUCAGUUUCUCUUCCCCCACAAUAUAAAUGAGGGCGAGCAAGUUGAGGCCAAGUGGCUCAUCCCCGGUCAUCAUUACUUCAUUGCUCUGCACGAAGGAGACACGCAGCUGUGCAACCUCGGUUUAAGGCUCAACGUAUCUGUUAAAGCGCAGCUCUGUCAGGGCUCUCCUCUGCUUCGACUGUGUUCGGGGAACGGUGUUUGUCAAACAGGUCUCUGGGACGGUGCGUACCACUGUCAGUGCCACCACCACUACUCCGGGAGGUUUUGUGAAAAGUUUGAUGCCUGUUUGGAUAACCCUUGUGAAAACAAAGGAGUAUGUUUGAGCAAUGGAUCCACAGAUCCAAACUACAGAACAUAUAAAUGCCUAUGUCCUCCACAUUUUACAGGGGUAAACUGCUCUGAAAUCGUUGGCAAAGAAAACUGUGACAGAAUUUGUGAAAAUGGGACAUGCGUUCAAAUGUCACCCGCCUCCUUCAAAUGCGUCUGCGACACUGGAUCCUCUGGCCCUUCUUGUGAGAAGAGGAAAGCCCCCUGUGACCCAAAUCCAUGCAGAAAUGGAGGUGCAUGUGAAGAGAGCCCCAAAGGAUUCGCCUGUCGUUGUCCAGAGCCAUUUGGGGGCCUUUACUGCGACUCUCGAGUUGACAUCGAUUGCACGUCGUACGCAUGUCAGGAGGAACAAAUUUGCACCGCAGGGAAGCAUGCCUCUGAAUGUGUCUGUGCAGAUGGUAAUGUGGUCUCAGCAUGCAGGAGGCAGCAGAACCUGUGCAGCUCAUCGCCGUGUCUGAACAAUGCCACCUGUGCGUCCAGGGGAAAUGAUUACUUCUGCAGCUGUCUGCGAGGGUUUUCUGGGAAGUAUUGCGAAGAAAGAAUUGACUACUGCAGGCUGCUCAAUAUCAACUGCCUAAAUGAGGGAUUGUGCUUGAGUGUAAUUGGCGGAUAUCAGUGUGUUUGUACCCCAGGUUGGACCGGAGAGUUCUGUCAGUACGUAGGUGAUGCCUGCCUGAUGAUAAAACCAAACAGCUGUUUAAAUGGAGCCACAUGCAUUACAACAAGUCAGCCAUCAUCUCCCCCUCAGUACACCUGCAAAUGUCCCCGCGGCUUCAUAGGCGCUAAGUGUGAGACUGAGAUCAAUGAGUGUGACUCCAGCCCCUGUCAACACAACGGCACAUGCACUGACUUACUAGGAGACUACAGCUGCCAGUGUCCUUUAGGCUUUUUGGGAAAAAACUGUGAAGUUGACAUCGAUGCUUGUGCUCUGCCCAACAAUACGUGUCCACCAACGACUCGGUGCCUGGAUCUCCCUGAUGGCCUUCAGUACACCUGCCGUGUACCCUGUCCUCAAAACCUUCAACCGUGUGCCAAUGGAGGGAACUGCGUGUUGAAUAAUGCCAGUAGCUACACCUGCAUCUGCACACCUGGUUGGACUGGUCAGAACUGCCGUGUAAAUGUCAACGACUGUAUUCAACAUUGGUGUCAAAAUGGAGCCACGUGUGUGGAUGAGAUUGAUGGUUACAGCUGCCUUUGUCCCAGAGGAUACACGAGCGUCCACUGCGAGGACGACAUUGAUUACUGUGUUGGCCAUCGCUGCUCUGAUCACGGCGUCUGCCUGGACCAGCAGCACAACUUCACCUGCCGCUGCACACUCGGAUUUGAAGGGCCGCUCUGUGAAGUGGAAACAAAUGAGUGCAACAGCUUCCCCUGCUCAAAUGGUGCCACCUGUGUGGACCUAAUCAGUGAUUAUCGGUGCCACUGUCCCCGAGGCUUUGAGGGAAGAACCUGCUCUGAGAAUGUAAAUGAUUGUUGGUCGCAGCCUUGUCUAAAUGGAGGCUCGUGUAUGGAUCUGAUAAAUGACUACAUUUGUCACUGUCCUCUUGGAUUCGAGGGGAAGGAUUGCUCUGUAGAUGCUGACCUUUGCUCACUUGGAAUGUGCAGCGAACAUACGCUAAUUUGUGCCGAGACCAAGGAUGGUCAGAAUGUUACUUGCACAUGUGAAAGAGGGUUUGGAGGGUCAUUUUGCGAAGUAAAUCUCGACGAGUGCGAGUCAAAGCCGUGUCAGAACGGUGGGAUUUGUGUGGACGGCACUGACCUGUAUCAGUGCUUGUGCUUACAGGGGAAGAAUUGCUCCGUAUCCGACUCUGCAUGCGCAUCAGAUGUGGAGCUCUGCAAAAACGGAGGAACCUGCUCGCACACCUUAACCGGGGAAAUACAGUGUAUUUGCCCUCCAGGAUACCAUGGCAAAGACUGCUCCUCGUCUGAGAGCCAAUGUGUGUCAAAUCCUUGCAACCCUGAGGGGUCUGUCCUCUGCGUGGAGCUGGAAAAUACUUAUAGAUGUGUGUGUCAACACGGCUACACUGGGCUGCACUGCGAAACACCUAUAAACCGCUGCGUCGAAGGCCUGUGUCAGCACGGCUCGCUGUGUGUGGAUAUACCAGGAGGCUUCGAGUGUGAUUGUUUAGCAGGUUUAACGGGCCAGUUCUGCGAGAUAAACAUUGAUGACUGUGAAGGAGAGCCGUGUGGAGUCCUGAGUAUUUGUAAAGACGCUCUGAAUGGCUACAAUUGCUUCUGUGCACCUGGAUUUAUUGGAAAUAAGUGUGAGAUUGAAGUGAAUGAAUGUCUCAGCCAGCCUUGUCGAAAUGGAGGCUCCUGCAUAGAUGAGCUCGACUCAUUCAGCUGCCAGUGUCCUCUCGGGAUCACAGGCGACUACUGUGAAGUCAACGUAAACGAGUGCGUGUCGUCCCCCUGCCUGCACAACGCCACGUGUGUGGAUCUUGUUCACGGCUAUGGAUGCGUCUGCAUGCCUGGUUUUACAGGUACAAAAUGUGAGGUUGACAUUGAUGAGUGUGCUUCAUCUCCCUGCAAGAAUGGAGCCACUUGCAUUGACCAGCCUGGUAAUUACUUCUGCCAGUGUGUGGCUCCGUUUAAAGGUCAUAAUUGUGAGUUCUUACCCUGCGAAGCCAGUAAUCCUUGCGAGAAUGGCGCAGUGUGCGUGGAAGAGUUGGAUCAGGACCAUUUUCCUUUGGGUUUCCGCUGUCACUGUCGCCGGGGCUUCACGGGCCCCCGCUGUGAAAUCAAUGUGGAUGAGUGCAGCUCCAGCCCCUGUUUUCACGGCUUCUGCUAUGAUGUUGUAGAUGGCUUUUACUGCCUUUGCAGUCCUGGUUAUGCUGGGCUGAGAUGUGAGCAAGACAUUGAUGACUGUGUGAACAGUUUAUGCAGUACCAACUCAGUAUGUAAGGACCUUCAUCUGAGUUACGAGUGUGUGUGCCAUUCCGGCUGGGAGGGGGAGCACUGCCAACGAGAAAUUGAUGAAUGUUUAUCACAGCCCUGCAAAAACAACGCCACCUGCACAGACCUUCUCAACAGCUACAAGUGUUUGUGCUCACCGGGCUGGACAGGUGUGGACUGUGCCGAGGAUGUGAAUGAGUGUGAUUCUGGGCCCUGUCUAAAUGGAGCUCAGUGUCAGGAGUCAGACGUACCGGGGGAGUUCUCCUGCACCUGUCCCCCCUUCUUCAGUGGCCCCUUGUGCAACCAGCCUUAUGACCCCUGUGACCCCUUCCACAAUCCCUGCCUACACAACUCCACCUGCCUGACACGCUCCAAUGGAACAGCCUCCUGCAGAUGCCCAGCUGGAUUUGAAGGAAGUUUGUGUGAAAUCGACACCAAUGAGUGUAGUUCAAACCCGUGCCAAAACCAGGCUGGUUGUGUGGACCGGGUCAACGGUUACAGCUGUGAUUGUAAGAUGGGAUUUUCUGGCCUUCACUGUGAAGAAGACAUCAAUGAGUGUGCCUCUAGCCCCUGCAACAAUGCCGCCAUUUGUCAAGAUCUUGUGAACAAGUUCCACUGCAUUUGCCCUCCCGGUUAUUUUGGAACGCUGUGUGACCUGGAUGUGAAUGAGUGUGAAGUUUCACCUUGCCUACACGAGGGCAUCUGUAUCAACACGCCCGGGGGCUUCAAGUGUGUCUGUCGCCCUGGAUACUCAGGGCCACGGUGUGAAGUUAACGUCGAUGAGUGUGCUUCAAACCCAUGCCAAAAUAGUGGAAGAUGUAUUGAUGCGCCUAAUCGAUUCCACUGUUUGUGUCCUGAUGGCUUCACUGGGCUUCACUGUGAGACCAACAUUGAUGAAUGCAUGUCAGCACCUUGUCUUCAUGGGAGCUGUGACGAUGGGAUAUAUUCGUACACCUGUCUUUGCGAAUCUGGAUGGAGCGGCAGCAGAUGUGAAACAAACAUCGACGACUGUGUCUGUGGUCCCUGUCUGAACGGAGGAUCGUGCGUGGAUCUCCUUGAUAAAUACGCAUGCUUCUGUCAGGACGGUUACGCAGGGAAAACUUGUGAGAUUGACGUAGAUGUCUGCAAAGACAACGACGUGUUUAAUGUCUCGCUGUGUUUCAAUGGGGCCACCUGCCUUGAUGGUGAAGGGUCAAACUUUACAUGCAGCUGUCCACCAGGUUUCAUGGGGGAUUUCUGUGAAGUGGAUGUUAACGAAUGUUGCUCAGCUCCCUGCCACAACGGUGCCGUUUGCCAAGAUCUUAUUAAUAGCUACGUCUGCCACUGCAGGUCAGGUUGGACAGGCCUUCACUGUGAGGAUGACAUUAAUGAGUGCCUUCCACAGCCCUGCAACCAGGGGAUAUGCAUUCAGAAUGAUCCAGGCUACGGCUACACCUGUUUCUGUCGUCCUGGAUUUGUGGGGAGGAACUGUGAGCACAACUAUGAUGAUUGCCUGCUGAAUCCAUGUCCAGAAGCAUUUUCCUGUGUAGAUGGCAUCAACAAGGUCAGCUGCCUCCCUCCUGUUACGGAUUCUGUUCCCUUGGCGACCACAGUCAAGAACAUCACUCGCGGCUCCACACCCAGAGUGCCGACGCCAACUCUCAGCCCAGCACCAACAGCUGGGCGAUCCACAGAUUCGAGCUACCUUCAUUACUUUGGGAAUUCGUACUUGGAGUUUCGAGGUAUUGACCUCGGUGCGCUUAACAACAUCACUGUGAGAUUUCAAACCACGGCGGCCCAGGGAACUUUACUUUACGUGGACCAAGGACCUGCUAACGGUGAUUUCUUUUUCAUGAAACUCUUCAUCCAGGAUGGAGUCUUGCAGUAUGCCUUUUGCUGUAAUGAAGAGGAAGACGUUACGAGGAUGAGCGCAUUAAUCCGUGUUGAUGACGAUGCAGUUUACCUUGUAAAUAUCAGACAACGCCUGACCCCGUGUGAAGCAGAGCUGACUCUUUCUGGUCAUGAGAAAAUUAAAAGCACAGCAAGUAAUUACUGGUUGGGACACAUAUUAAAAAGAACAAACAGCAUCUUCACAGGUGGUUUGCCGCCAAACUAUCUUCCCAAUCAGAGAGCAAAGCCGUUCCACAACUACACUGGCUGCAUUGAAGUAAUUGAAAUUAAUAACCAGAGGAGCUUCUCCACAUCUGAUGCCAUCGCCGGCAGCAACAUAGACCAAUGCAGAUAUACUUUGUAUGCCAUCGAAGCUCCCACAACAAGUUCCCCAAGUUUGACAACUCAAUCAGCUACCUCUGACACAGUGAACACAACAGCGCUGGCAGCUCCCACACAAACACCAAAACACCCUCUGCAUGAACCUCGAGUUUGCCGUGACGGUCUUUGCCGCAACGGAGGAACAUGUCAUCAGCCGCAGCCGCCUGAAGGAGCUCUGCCUUCCUGUCACUGUCCGCUUCAUUUUACUGGAACUUUUUGUGAGAAAGAUACCACAGUGUACAUCCCCUCGUUCGAUGGCACGUCUUAUUUGGAGCUGCAGCCUCUUGCGUUUCUUCUUCAGCCUUCUGGUGACAGCAAUAAUCGACCUGCUACAGUCAAGGACACCACUGUUUUUCUCUAUUUGACAGUGAAAACAAGAUCUACACAGGGCACCAUACUCUACACUCAAGAGCAGAACUUUGGGGAUCGGUUCCUUCAUGUGUUCCUUCAAGAUGGAAGCCCCGUUGCUAGACUUGGUUGUGGUGGCAGUCGUGUUUUGAAUGCAGCAACAAACCAGAACAUCAAUAAUAACAGAUGGAUGCCAAUCGCAAUCCGAUACAAUCUGCCUGUUGGCAAACAAGGAGGGUCAUGUAUGAUUGAAGUAGCUGCAGAUAAUGGCACAGCUCAGCGUCUCGAGGAGUUCGUGUCACAGCCCGUGUCAGAGGGAACCUUCGGGCCCAUAUUUCUUGGGGAUGUUUCAUCCCACUGGGAGAUGCGUGACGGCAGCGCAAAAGGAGAGAGGAGAUUCAUCGGCUGUAUCAGGGAACUUCAGGUCAACUCAAAGGAGAUUUACCUGGUGGGCGAGGCGGUGAGCGGGAGAAACAUCAAGAACUGCGACCCACCUGUCUGCCAGCACCUUCCCUGUCGUAACGGAGGAACUUGCGUCAGCGAUGCCGAGGACUGGUUCUGCGAUUGCCCUCCGCUUUACACGGGCCGACUUUGCCAGCUCACCGCCUGCGAGCGCAACCCCUGCAGUCACGGAGCCACCUGCAUCCCAAAGUCGCCUCUGGAAGCAGUUUGUCUCUGCCCCUACGGAAGACAGGGUCUGCUGUGCGACCGGCCCAUCAAUAUAACUCGUGCCAGAUUCAGUGGAAGUGAUGAGUUCGGUUACACCUCCUUCCUGGCCUACUCCUCCAUCCCCAGCCUCGGUUUCUUCUAUGAGUUCAAGCUGAAGUUCACGCUUGCAGACAAUUCAUCUGCCGCCAAAGACAACCUGAUGCUGUUUGCUGGGCAUAAAGGACAAGGAAAUGACGGCGAUGACUUCCUGGUUUUGGGACUACGAAGUGGAAGAGUUGUACAUAAAUUCAACCUGGGAUCGGGGAUAGCAACCAUAGUUAGUGAUCGACUAAACCACCAGAUCAACAUCCACACUGUCACGUUUGGAAGAUCCAAGAAAACAGGAUGGCUGAAGGUUGAUGGACAACGUAACAGGACCGGACUGUCUCCAGGCCCUCUGGCGGGCCUCAAUGUUUUCAACCAGCUCUUUGUAGGAGGAUAUAAUGAGUACACCCCUGAACUGCUGCCACUCGGCUCCAGGUUCCGUCAUGGAUUUCAGGGGUGCAUUUUUGAUGUGGAGUUUCGCACAAGAAGAGACAGAAAGUUCCAAGCGCUGGGACAGCCAGCGGGUCGUCCGGUCUUCGGACGCAGCGUGGGUCAAUGUGGAGUCUCUCCCUGUGUUUAUGUUCAAUGCAAGAACGGAGGGACAUGCAUGGACUCCGGCUCAUCUGUGUAUUGCCAGUGCCCAUUUGGAUGGAAGGGAGCGCUCUGUUCGGAGACUGUGUCUGUGUGUGAUGUCGAGCACAGGCCCCCUCCUCUGUGCACCCACGGCUCCACCUGCAUCCCCCUGCCCGACGGAUAUACCUGCCAGUGCCCCCUGGGGACUGCAGGAGUCUACUGCGAGAAAGCUGUGGCCAUCAGCGAUCCGUUCUUCAGCGCCAAUCAGUCUUCAUGGAUGUCAUUCGCACCUAUGAGCGUUCGACACAGGACGGUUUUGCAGCUGCAGUUCCAGCCUUUAUCACCUGAUGGCAUCCUCGUCUACACUGCGCAGCAUCUCAGUGCCAGAGCCGGAGAUUUCUUCUGCCUCUCCUUGACAUCUGGGUUUGUUCAGUUGCGUUACAAUCUCGGGGACGGCACCCACGUCCUGCAGUCUUCUGAGAAAGUGAACUUGCGCGGCAGCACUUGGCACACUGUGAAGGCUGGUCGAAUCGGUCACCAAGGUUUCCUGAGUCUGGAUAACGAGGAGGUCAGAGAGAACGCCACCGAAGGGAUGACCACCCUUGACGUGGCUACAGACGUCUUCGUUGGCGGUGUGUCCACCCUGAGCUCCGUCUCCACAGAUGCAACCGAAAGGGAGCCGAUGAGCUUCACCGGUGGCCUCAGAGAACUCAUAAUGAAUGGUGAAGAGUUAGAGCUGACAGAGAUGGGAGCUGUAAGCGGAGCUAACGUAGGGGACUGGGAUGGCACCGCAUGCGGGUACAAGGUCUGCCAGAACGGAGGUCGCUGCAGGCCAACGGGAAGUGACUCAUUUACAUGUAUAUGCCCACCGUUAUGGACCGGCCCUGCAUGUAACCAGUCCGUAAACUGUGUGAAUAACAACUGCAAGCGCGGUUCUCUAUGCACUCCGUCUGCUGUCACCUCAUACCGCUGCAUAUGCCCCUUAGGAUGGGGAGGGACGUACUGUGACACAGAAAUAUCCACAGACACCUUGAGGUUUGUUGGAAACUCUUAUGUUAAAUACUCGGACCCGAGGUACAACUCGAGGAAUUUAAAAUACGCACAGGUUUCAUUCAGUUUCCGCACAAGCUCAAAUGACAGUCUGAUCAUGUGGAUGGGAAAAGCCGAACACGAAGACGACGACUACCUCGCAGUGGGACUCGAGAGAGGCCAUCUUAAAAUUGCAGUCAACCUUGGAGAAAGACUCUCUCUUCCUUUCACUGUGAGGAAUCUCACUCUCUGCUGCAACAAGUGGCAUAAUGUCUCCAUCUCUUUAAACAGCACAGUGGUUCAGGCAUUCCUGAACAGUAAGAGGAUCCUUUUUGAAGACGCGGAUCCAUUUGAGCGAUACGUAGCCUUAAACUAUGGGGGGCAGUUUUACUUUGGAGGGUUUGAAUUAUAUAGAAAUGUGUCAGUCGUGACCUCCAGAUUGUUUUCAAAGAGCUUUGAAGGAAGUCUUAGAAAUGUUUUUUUGUUCGGCGAUACAAAGCCAGUGCAGUUUUUUGAAAACAGCGAGGGUUUUAAUAUUCACAAGGGCGAUGGAUGA